Messenger RNA from Dichomitus squalens LYAD-421 SS1, 836 nucleotides. RefSeq lists its product as uncharacterized. The record is from RefSeq and is a predicted model, not a curated record. The transcript is spliced from 4 exons. NCBI's taxonomy places the organism in Eukaryota, Fungi, Basidiomycota, Agaricomycetes, Polyporales, Polyporaceae. Bases 21 to 509 code for a protein of 162 amino acids.
CCCAUGCUCAGGCUGUCGCGAUGAUCUCUCUCUCUCGGCACUUUAUAUCGUCGCUGGCCUCUAGGCAGUUUGUGACGCGGUCAAAGUCUACUCUAGUAGAGGUCGACUCAGUUGGGAUUCCAUUGAAGCCGACAUGGUCUGUUAACGAACUUUUAUCAUCUUACCCGCGCCCGGCCGUCUCCCCAUCUGAGCUGAAGCGGCUCCACGAACUGUCCGCACUCAUUCCUCCUGCCGACGGCACGUCAGAACAUACGAAGCUGGCGCAGGAGAUGGAGGAGCUAGUUAAGCUGGUCGAAGCGGUCAAGCUCGUGGACGUUGGCGAGGUCGUCGAGGAAGGCGCCGUACCAGACGGGAGGAUUUGGGCUUCCGGGCAAGGCGUUAGCCUGGACGCCGAGGCGUUCGCUGCUUCGGAGGACGCAGAUGCUGUUAGUGGACGUGCUUUACUUGCGCACGCGUCACGGACCAUGGAGGGCCUGUAUGUUGUCGAAACAGACAAGCCUCGGGGUUGAAGGCGCACGCGUCGAUUUCUGUGCCGCAUCGUGCCACGAGGCUUCCGGAACGAGCUCAUUUACAGGAGGCCACUUCGCACCAAGUAUGCGCACCCGCUGGGAUGGGCUCAUGCGUAAUUAUUGCUGCUAUCCAGCUGCUUGGAGGAUGCUACUUUUGAGUGGAGGCGGCAUGCAACAAUGUAUUGGCCGGUCGUACUUAUCCCUGUUCACUCGUUAUAUCUUCCUCUCAGAUAUCGGCUGGGUAACAUCAUUAGGCCUCUGAUCAAUGUCUUCAAGUAUAACUCGCAUACUCUACCAGCGACCCUUGGGGCUCGCUCUGAUACUCUC